Staurois parvus is the source of this 238-nucleotide messenger RNA. The record is from the annotation of a GenBank genome assembly. Lineage: Eukaryota; Metazoa; Chordata; Amphibia; Anura; Ranidae.
UAUAAAAAAAAAAAUAAAAAUAUUGUUAGUUUUCCUUUGAUAAUAAAAAAAAAAAAUCAGGAGGAGAUAUCCAUUACCAUUUACCACCAAUUUGUCCUGAAAACAACAAGGUAUAAUUCACCUGGAUAUACAAAGUAGUUGUGCUGAUAUGUACGGUUUUACUAACACAUGUCAACGUUGCAACAUUGUGCUUAGACAUUUAGAUUUGUUUUACCCUUAGAUGUGAAGGGGUUAAAGA